This is a messenger RNA of Chaetomium globosum CBS 148.51, 1458 nucleotides long. RefSeq lists its product as uncharacterized. The transcript is spliced from 4 exons. NCBI's taxonomy places the organism in Eukaryota, Fungi, Ascomycota, Sordariomycetes, Sordariales, Chaetomiaceae. The coding region runs from base 1 to 1458 and encodes 485 amino acids. The record is from RefSeq and is a predicted model, not a curated record.
AUGGCCAAACGGGUUACAAGGGAUUCAUUCGUAUCCCCUCACAACAACCAACUUGCGCGGGAGUUGGUUUCAAAGUCAAACAGGUCCUCGUACCUGACUGCGUACUUGAACGAGGGCCUGAGAGAUGUUGGCGCCCCAUCUUACCUACAUCCUUUACCCGAAUGCGGGUAUUUCAGCAUGGUCCGGUACUGGCAGGUCAUGGCUACCACGCACACCAAGGGCAGUGGAACGGAUGGCCCGAAAACCGACAAAUCCCAAGCCGAGAAGGAGGAUGCAAGAGGCCGACCGACAACGCCCGUCGAGCAACAAGGUUCCGGUGGGCCGUCAACCGUGGCUACACCUCCCCGCCAGAUUCUGCCCCCUUCUAAUACCCCCUCAGACUUCCGGACGCCGGCGGCAGUGUCGCAUCCAGCCGCUAAGGGAGGCGCCGACAACCCUCCAUCCGCCGACGAGUCGUAUGUGAAUGUCGCCCUGCUCCUGCUGCUGCAGACAAUCUCACAGGGAUUUCAUAAGCAUUUCUCUGACUUGCACUGGGUCCCACCCCGCCUGGCCUUGCACCUGAAAGUCCCCGUUUUCAACCCUGCCACACACACGGUCGACAACAAGUUGUUGCUGGAGGCACGGGUGGAUGGUUACUUGUGUCGCGGAAAAGCUGGACCUAGUUGGGAAAAGCCCAUGGCCAUUUGCGAGGCCAAGUCGGGCACGAGGAGCCACCCACUCAACGAAGGCCUUUUGCAGAACUCGAACAGCGGGAAGAAGCGACGACUGAUGAUUUCUCAAAACCUGAAUGAUAUUUAUAUCAUCAUCGGGGAGUAUGGACCCAGCUAUGAGCAGUACAUCCGCAACGCUCCGUGGAGAAACGCUCGGUUCUCCCACGUUCCUGAAGCAGCUUGUCCAGCAAGGCAUCGUCGAUAUCAAGGAUGGGAUAAGAAGGUGGUGGGAAACGCCGUGGGUAGGGUGAAAGCCACACUUACAUCUCGCAACGGCGGUCCUGGAGGCCCUGGUGGCAACGGAAGCGACUUGAGCAAUUCUGGCCAGGCGCCUGGUACCGGGCGAGUGACACGAUCAACCACUGCGGCCCUUGACCUUCCGACGGUUGGCGGGUUCCUAGUUAUGCACCGCUUUGGUCCCUGGAGAACCGACGACCCUGAAAACAUGAGCAACUUCAUUCGUCGCCUUCUGGGCUUCAUGCUGGAGCUAUACGGUAACAGGGCGGCCUCACCUCCAAACAGCCGCAGCGCGCCGACCACCGGUCAUCACGGCCCGCUGGUCAUAGGCACCCGCCGCCCAUCGACCACGGGCUACCGCGGGCCGGCGGCCACUAGUGACCGCCCCGCGUCAACCACCGGUAGUCGUGCCCCGUCGGCUACCGGUGAUCGCGCCACUGGCAGUCGUGCCCCGUCCGCCACCAGCCGCUCCUCAUCCACGACGAGCAACCAGGCUCCAUCGGCCAGCUAG